Molecule: messenger RNA, 2288 nt
Organism: Durio zibethinus
Lineage: Eukaryota; Viridiplantae; Streptophyta; Magnoliopsida; Malvales; Malvaceae
Source: RefSeq, a predicted model, not a curated record
GGUGAGGAUUUGGACAUGACUCAAUGUACUGGUCACAGCUGUUGCGAUUCCUACUUUCUGCUAGUGCUGGACUUGCCGCCUUAUGUUUUCUUGUCCAAGUAUCAGUCUGAAGUAGUCACUAGCCAUUUACGCAUUGGUUGUCAGCCCUGGAAAAGAACAAAUAAUUUUAGAGGGACAGAAAUGUUGGCAUGAAUUUGAUUGAAAACAUUGCGGAUCUGAAAGCUAGUUUGUAAGUCAAGAUCUUCAACUUGGGCAAAGGAGAAUGCCCGGCUAUUUUUCUUGUGGUUGUCACAUAAUCCCAAUUACAAAACCUUUGUGGUAAGAGAAUUCUUGUUCAGCACGUAAUAUUUUUGACAAUGGAUCGAUGUUUGUGGUAACAUCUGUUUUUCAAAAAAAAAAACGAGACCAAUAAGUUUCUUUUUGCGUUAGUGAUCUGAUACCUCAGCAUGGAAUCAGGCUUCACAUGUAAUCAAAGCCAAAAGCUUCACGACAGCAAAAGUCGUCCAUUUGCUAUGUUUUUCAACCAUUUGCACUACGGCACCGAUUAAAAAAAUGGCGGCUGCUGACCUUUUUUCUCCUUUCAUACAGAUAAUUUCAGGCACUAUAUGUACUGCUGCAGAACUGCCAAGUUCCUGGAAUAAGUUGAACUGAAACCAAGAAGGUAGAUCGUUAUGUCGAGUUUUCUGCAAUUUUUAGAGCACCAUGAAUUCUUUGUCAUGUCAGAUGUCUUGUUCUUCUCUGUGAUAGCCAUCUUCUUCAUAGUCUUAGUUGAACGAUUUUUUAGUCGUUCGAAUAAGAAAAGAAAGCUAAUGUUACUACCUUCUCCGCCAAAACUCCCAAUCAUUGGAAACCUUCACAAAAUCGGGUUGUACCCUCAUCGCUCACUCCGGGCCUUCGCUCAACAAUUUGGCCCUCUCAUGUUGCUCCGCUUUGGGAGUGCGCCUGUGCUUGUUGUCUCCUCCGCUGAUGCUGCCCGUGAGAUCAUGAAAACCAAUGAUCUGACAUUCGCAAACAGACCCAAAUCAAGUACCUUUCAAACGCUUCUCUAUGAUUACAAAGACGUGUCAAUGGCACCUUAUGGUGAUUACUGGAGGCAAAUGAAAAGCGUAUGCGUGCUACAUCUUCUAAGUAACAAAAAGGUUCGGUCCUUCGGCGCUGCAAGAGAAGAAGAAACGGUUCUUGCUGUUGAGAAGAUUAAAAAGUCUAGCACAUCUGCUUUGCCUGUGAAUUUAAUUGAACUCUUUUCUACGGUCACAAACAGUGUUGUCUGCAGAGUCGCUUUAGGAAGAAAUUACAGUGAAGGGGAAGAUGGGAACAAGUUUAAGAAGCUUUUGAGCGAGUUCGUGGAGUUGUUGGGUGGCAUAAAUGUUGGGGACUAUAUUCCCUGGCUUGCUUGGAUAAACCAUGUUACUGGAUUGAAUAGUAAAGUAGAGAAAGUGGCCAAGGAGUUCGAUGCUUUUUUAAGUGGAGUGCUUGAAGAGCAUAUGAAUCGGCAUAACGGGAAAGGAAAUGAUGAUAUUGGGAUUCAAGAUGAAGAUGAAAAAGAUUUCGUUGAUGUUUUGCUGGAGAUUUAGAGGGAAAACACGGUUGGCUUUCCCAUAGAGGAAGUGAGCAUUAAGGCUCUUAUCUUGGAUACGUUUGCAGCUGGAACUGACACUACGUAUACAGUCCUGGAGUGGGCAAUGACAGAACUGUUGAGGCACCCAGAGAUAAUGAAACAACUGCAAAAAGAGGUCAGGAAAGUUGCCUGUGAAAAAUCGGAAAUUUCGGAGGAUGAUCUGGAUAACAUGCACUAUUUAAAAGCUGUGAUCAAAGAGACUCUUCGUUUACAUCCUCCGAUUCCAUUGCCAGUUCCAAGAAUAUCAACAGAAGAUGUCAGGAUCUAUGACAUUGAACGAGGAAGUCAAGUUAUUAUCAAUGCUUGGGCAAUCGGAAGAGACCCCAUGUCGUGGGAGAAACCAGAAGAAUUUCUUCCAGAGAGGUUCUUGAACAAUUCCAUAGAUUUCAAAGGACAUCAUUUCGAAUUGAUUCCAUUUGGUUCUGGAAGGAGGAUUUGUCCAGGCAUCCUGUUUGCAAUGAAAAUAAAUGAGCUCUUAUUGGCAAAUCUUGUGCACAAGUUUGAUUGGUCAUUGCCUGGUGGAGCACAGCAGAACUGUCACGGGUCGAGACUUAAGCUCCGAAUCCGUGCGGCUCCAAGACCCGGGCAUGCACUCAUCCGGCGUCCCAGAUCAACCUUCCUGCCACGGUUCACACCCUUGUGAGGUAUUGUCCACUCUGACCCCCCUAGC